AUGGCCGCGACACGAAAGCACAAGCAAGCGCAAAAGCUGCAAGAGCAGCAGAUGUCCAAGGCACUCGCGGAAGCCAAGCCAAGCACCAAGCAUUUCACCUUCGACGAUGACGAGGAGCUCGAUGCAGACGCAGGCGCUGUCGCUUCGGGAUCCACCGAGACAAUCACAGAUGCUGAGGUCCAAGACGCUCCCAGCGAAGAAGACGAAGAAGAAGACGACGAGCCCAUCGAGGUGGUGAGCACGAAAGCCUCUCGAAAGCAGGCUUCGCAGGAGGCGGCCAAGCAGAAGGCGCAAGCAAAAGCAGAGAAAGCGAAGCGUCAAGCCGUCGACCAGAAGCGGGCCGAAAAGGCACAGAAGAAGGAGGCGGCCAAGGCGCAGCAAGCCGAGCCUGCUGCAGCGGACGACGAGCAAAAUGGCGAACCUGAGGCCGUCAAGGAUGAGCAGAGCCAAAGUGACGAGGAGGAUGCUGGCACAUCCAGCCGUCUCGACCCUUCGCUCUUCGCCGAGGUGUUUGCGAAGCCCGUGUCGGCGCCCAAGUCGAUUCUGAAGAAGCGUUCUGCCGAGGAAGCAGCCGACGAGGUGGCGAGGUUGCAACGCGAGCGCAAGCAGAAGCGCAAGCUCCAGCGUGCCGGCGGCGUCGUCAAGGGCAACGACGGUCUUCCAAUGAAGCGCACGCAGGACGGAACGGUGCUUCGAGCGCUCAGUAGCACCGGCUCUUCCAACCACAAGACCAACUUUGACGAUGACGAAGACGAGCCCGAAGAGCCGCUUGACGUUAUCGUGCGACCCGAGCGCCUGGAUCGCACCACUUCUCUGCCGAAUGCCAAGGCAAGAGCGUUCCGCAAGCGAAGCAUGGCCAAGCGAAGCACAGCAUCCAAGACCAACGCAUCUGCUAAGAAUGCCGGUGGCAAAAAGGCCAAGGACGAAGACGAUCCUCUGGGCCUCAACGACCCCGCUUUUUUGCCCGGGGGAGAGUUUUACCACCUCGUCAACAAGGGCGACAAGGCCAAGGGCACAAAGCAGGAUGCCAAAGCUGCGCCAGCGGCACGUCAAGCCUUCCGAGGCGGAGGCGUCCGCAAAGACGCCGUCGCUGUCCUCCGUGCUCGAAGCCGAGGCGGUCCAUCUCUGGGCUUUGCUCGCAGCCAACAGGACUCGGACGACGAUUACUAG
This is a messenger RNA of Moesziomyces antarcticus, 1170 nucleotides long. RefSeq lists its product as uncharacterized. The coding region runs from base 1 to 1170 and encodes 389 amino acids. NCBI's taxonomy places the organism in Eukaryota, Fungi, Basidiomycota, Ustilaginomycetes, Ustilaginales, Ustilaginaceae. The transcript is spliced from 2 exons. The record is from RefSeq and is a predicted model, not a curated record.